AUGAACGGCAAAAUAAAUGAACUCUUGGAAGCAGGAAUUAUAAGAAAAUCCACAUCGGAGUAUGCUAGUCCUGUUGUCCUAGUCAAGAAAAAAGGAGGGGAUUAUAGGCUUUGUGUCGAUUAUAGGGCGUUGAAUGCUAAUACUAUUAAGGAUCGAUAUCCCCUACCUCACAUUGAAGACCAAGUUACCCGUCUAUCGGGUAAAUCCUAUUUUACAACACUAGACCUCGCUCAGGGAUACUACCAAGUACCAAUUGAUGAUGAGUCCAUAAGAAAAACCGCGUUUAUCACCCAAUCAGGCCUUUAUGAGUUUUUAAAAAUGCCUUUUGGAUUAUCCAAUGCACCAGCUGUAUUUGCGCGACUAAUCCAAGUAACUUUAGGGGAAGUAUCUCACGAAAUAGCUCUAUAUUUAGAUGAUGUUAUGAUUCCAACUAUUUCAGUAAAAAGGGGAUUAGAACUUUUGGAACAAGUCUUGGGGUUACUUGAAAAAGCUAAUCUAAAAUUGAAUUUAAAAAAGUGUUCAUUUCUUAAAAAUACCACUAAUUAUUUGGGCCAUGAAAUCUCUGCCGGUACAAUACAGCCAGGUCGAGCUAAAAUUAACUGCGUAGCUGAAUAUCGUCGGCCCCGAAAUGUACACGAAGUCAGGCAGUUUAUUGGAUUAACGUCUUAUUUUAGAAAAUUUAUAAGAAACUUUGCACAAAUAGCACAACCCUUAACUGAACUCACUAAAAAGGAUAUAGAGUGGCAUUGGGAUUCCCAGCAGGAACAAGCAUUUCGUACACUAAAGCAACGAUUAAUAGAAAGACCAGUUUUAGGCAUAUACGACAAGGAUGCUAAAACAGAACUCCAUACCGAUGCAAGUAAACUCGGCUUAGGCGGGGUGCUCAUCCAACACCAAAGAGAUGGUAACUUAAAACCAAUCGCAUUUUUUAGUAGAGUCACGACGAAUGAAGAAAGAUGUUAUCAUAGCUAUGAAUUGGAGACUCUAGCUGUUGUAGAAUCCCUUAAACGUUUUCGUAUAUACCUUACAGGCAUACCCGUAAAGAUAGUUACGGAUUGUGCGGCUCUACGCACUACGUUAGUUAAAAAGGAUUUGAUUCCGCGUAUAGCCCGAUGGUGGCUAACUAUCCAAGACUUUGACCUAGAAAUAGAGUACCGGCCAGGCGAACGUAUGAAGCAUGUUGAUGCCCUGAGUUAA
Parnassius mnemosyne (clouded apollo) is the source of this 1197-nucleotide messenger RNA. The record is from the annotation of a GenBank genome assembly. Lineage: Eukaryota; Metazoa; Arthropoda; Insecta; Lepidoptera; Papilionidae.